ACUGUUUUGUUUGUCGGCAGUUUAGUUUGUGUUCGCGUUCUCUAACCUUCAAACCAUACAACAGGUAGUGUCACAAAGUACACAGUUUUACUUUGAAUAGACAUCCACUGAAAAAUGACGAAAACUACUGAGGAAGCAGGAUACGAUCUUGUUCAGGCUUUACUCAAGUUCAAUGACGGUUCUCAUGGUGGUAGAGAACGCAUGGUUCAUAAGCCAGCUUGGAAAAUGCUUUUUUUGAUGCUGAAAUAUCUGAACUGUUACCCAGAAUUCACUCCCUUACCAUAUCAACUGACUCCAAUAAUAUUGCACAUUCCACCUGAAUAUCAUCAAAUCAUCCUUAAGGAUCCGAUGGUCAUUAGAAGACGUUAUGUAGAAUUAUUGCCAAUCAAAUAUGGCUAUCGAGAAUUUUGGAGAAAUCACAUAAAUCGUUCAAGGGCACUACCUUAUCAAUAUUUAUUGUGGGAAGGUGGUUUCGUAUUAAUUGUGUUUUGUUUUUAUGCAAUUGGGGAUAAUGUUGUACGUGUGGUGAACAUUACCAUUCAUUUUUCAAAAAAAGAUGUAAAACCUGAGCCUUUAUGCUAUCAAGAUAAGCUCAUGCUUGAAGAGUGUUAUCCCCUGGAUACGUUCAACCUAGGAUUUGCAUUACCCAAACCAGUAUCGAUUAAUACAAACAGGUGGACGAUUCUACGAGAGCUGAAAGAAUGUAAUGACAAAAAAGGUAACGAACUGUUUCUGUUAUCGUUAACGCCAUUAAUGAACGAAUUGUCUGACCAAGUCCUUAUGGAUACAAGACGCAAGAUAUUAGAAUUAUUAGAAGAUGCUAUGAGUUGGAAAAGAAAUGUUGACCAUUAAAGAAGUAAAAUAUUUUAUAAAAAUAAAUUAAAGAAUUACAAUUUAAUGAUAUGUA
Messenger RNA from Sipha flava (yellow sugarcane aphid), 907 nucleotides. RefSeq lists its product as uncharacterized. NCBI's taxonomy places the organism in Eukaryota, Metazoa, Arthropoda, Insecta, Hemiptera, Aphididae. The transcript is spliced from 6 exons. The record is from RefSeq and is a predicted model, not a curated record. Gene Ontology annotation, molecular function: DNA binding. Bases 115 to 852 code for a protein of 245 amino acids.